AUGGCGGGCUCCCAGCUCAAGCGCCUCAAGGCGACAUUGAAGGAGCAAGGAAUUGUUGGGCCCCAGCAGUCGAAGAAGCAGAAGCGCAAGGCAGCCCAAGAUGAUCGCGCCCGAAGCGAGAAGCGACUACAGAGGGGUGUAGUCCUCGAAGGCAUCCGCGAACAGUUCAACCCUUUCGAUCUCAAGCAUGCCAAGAAUCCCAAAUUCGAGGUCACUACAAACCGCCCGGUCACUGCCGCCUCCAGGAUCAAAGGCCGUCCCGGCGCCGCCAAGGCUGCGAGCGAAGAAAGGCGGCGGCAGACUCUUCUUGUCGACAUGCAGCGACGUCACAAAGUUGGAGGCAUUCUGGAUCGACGCUUCGGCGAGAAUGACCCGACCAUGGCCCCUGAGGAGAAAAUGCUGGAGCGAUUUGCACGGGAAAAGCUCAAAACCCACAAAAAGAAUUCCAUGUUCGAUCUCGAGGAUGACGACGAUGACGCUUUUCCCGGAGAGGGUCUGACCCACGGCGGAAAAGCGCUGACGUUUGAUGAAAUGGAGGCAAUGGACGACUACGAGGAGGAUGACAUUGAUGACGGCGCCAGUGAUAUCUCUGAGCGCGAGAUGCAGCGUCUCAAGCGAGUAAGAGCCAUGGCCGCAGAGGGUGACAUGGAUCAAGACGACCAACCCGAGCGGAAGAAGUCGAAGAAGGAGGUUAUGGAGGAAGUCAUUGCCAAGUCCAAACUGCAUAGGUACGAGAGGCAAGCCGCAAAGGAGGUGGAUGAGGAUCUACGAGUCGAACUUGACAAAGAGUUACACGGCAUCCAGCACCUUUUGACUCAGAGCUCAAAGCGCCAGACCGAAGAAAAGCCCCAGCCUUCUGCUAUCGCAGGUGUGGAGAGAAGUGUAUUUGACAAAGACUUCGACCUCCAGGUGAAGAAGCUUGCCCAAGACAAGAGGGCGAAACCCUCUGAUCGUACUAAGACCGAGGAGGAAAAGGCAGAGGACGAGUCCAACCGGCUGAAGGAACUCGAGGAGAAGCGACAGAAACGAAUGAGGGGCGAACCUGUCUCUGACAGCGAUGAUCAGGGUGAGGACGAGGACGAAGAAAUGGGCUCUGACGGCUCGCAGGCUGGUGACGAUUCAGAAGACGACUUUGGCCUUGGUAGCGGCAUCAACGCAAAGCCAACCGCUGCAGAGCUUGGCUUUGACGAUGAGGAUGAUUUCCUCAUCGAUGACGAUCUGGUCGCCAGUGGUUCUGAUAUCGACUCCGACGAAGAACUUGACCUAGGCUCGGAUAUGGGUGCCGAAGAAGACGAGAGCGAGGAAGAGGAAGAAGAGGACGAAUUUACAAAAGGUCUAUUGAACGAGGAAGAAACAAGAAACCCUGUCUUCAGCAUAGACUCUACAACAAAGUCAGCCGAUGUUGAGAAGGGAGAUGAGAACGGCUUGCCUUAUACCUUCCCUUGCCCACAAUCCCUCGAAGAAUUUCAAUCUGCCACAGCCUCAUAUCCUCGCAACAGCCUACCUACAAUUGUCCAACGGAUCAGAGCUCUAUAUCACCCCAAGCUGGACAGCAAAAACAAGGAGCGUCUUGGGAAGUUUUCCGCCACUCUAGUUGCCUUCAUCUCAUCGCCUUGGGAGCCGGAGACCUCCCCCCCUUUUCGCUUCCCUCUUGAAAUUGCUCAGGAAUUCCGAGCACAGAUCGAAGAGAUCAGCAAUGAACGCCCACUGGCGAUCCAGCCCGGGGAUCUCAUCCUUCUGACUGCUGUGGGAACCAUCUUUCCCACAUCCGACCACUUCCACCAAGUCGUUACUCCCGCCAUGCUGGUCAUUGCCAGGUAUCUGGGGCAAAAAGUUCCCCAGGACCUCGCUGAUCAUGCUAUCGGGUCCUACCUCUCUAUUUUGACCCUCCAGUACCAGAAACUCGCGAAGAGAUAUGUACCAGAAGUGUUAAACUUUGCAUUGAACACGCUCUGUGCCCUUGCCCCAAUUUCCCCAUCAGCUGGCGUAGGCUCUUUCCCUCGACAUGAUUCUCCUGCAAGUCUCCGCGCAAAAGGUGCCAGCCAGGUAUCAGUCCGGAAGCUGGGCUUCUCAGACUGUUUACACUCAGACAGCUCCCCCGCAGAAGUCAAGGUUGCUAUCCUAAAUACUGUCUCCCAGAUUUCCGAUGCUGCGGCCGACACAUGGUCCAGCAGAGGCGCGUUCAUCGAAACCUUUGGGCAGGUCCUUGAGGUCAUCAAGCAUCUGAACGCCAAGGCCUGCCGCUCCCACCUCCCCACAGAGCUGCGCGAUCGGACCGAAAAGCUCCAAGUGAAGCUAGAGCGCAUGAUGAAGAUCUCAGGGAUCUCCCGACGGCCCCUCGAGCUCCACCACCACAAGCCAUUGGCCAUCAAGACAUACGUGCCCAAGUUCGAGGAGACGUUCGACCCGGACAAGCACUACGACCCGGACCGCGAGAGAGCAGAGCUGGCGAAGCUCAAGGCGGAACACAAGAGGGAGCGCAAGGGGGCGAUGCGGGAGCUUCGCAAGGAUGCCAACUUCAUGGCCCGGGAGAACCUGCGGAUCAAGAAGGCAAAGGACGAGGCCUACGAGAAGAAGUACAAGAGGCUCGUGGCGGAGAUUCAGAGCGAGGAGGGACGCGAGGCCAAUGCGUACGAGAGGGAAAAGGCAGCAAGGAAGCGCUCGAGAAACAGGUAG
This is a messenger RNA of Clonostachys solani, 2676 nucleotides long. Lineage: Eukaryota; Fungi; Ascomycota; Sordariomycetes; Hypocreales; Bionectriaceae. The record is from the annotation of a GenBank genome assembly.